Micromonas pusilla CCMP1545 is the source of this 951-nucleotide messenger RNA. RefSeq lists its product as uncharacterized. The coding region runs from base 1 to 951 and encodes 316 amino acids. NCBI's taxonomy places the organism in Eukaryota, Viridiplantae, Chlorophyta, Mamiellophyceae, Mamiellales, Mamiellaceae. The record is from RefSeq and is a predicted model, not a curated record. The transcript has a single exon.
AUGGCGAGCUCCGACGACAUGGCGCGCUUGGACGUCUCCACGGACCUCGCGUGCGUGAUCCUCUCAAAGAUCCAUGACGUCCCGACGCGCGCGGCGCUGAUGUGCGUGUCGCGGGUGUGGCGCGAAGCGGGGAAAGAAAAGACGUCUUUUCCUAAGGAGCUCGACUUCACCACGGUCCCCAACCUCGCGAACGCGACGUACGAGAAGAUCGCCGCAUUCAUGGAUCGCAUCGAGGGAAUCCACAUCAGGCUGCCGCCGGGCUCCGAAUGGCCCCGUAAAAAGCUCCACGACGGGGUCGCGCUCGACCGCAUGCGACUCAAGGGGACGACCGUGGCGUCCUGGGAGUUGACACCCCUGGAUUUUUACGUGAAGCACGACCGCAGAAAGGUCAGGGCGUUCGAUAAUGGCCCGUUCGACGUGUGGUGUUGCGGAAAUAAUUGCGACACUAUUCUCGAUAACGAAAGAAAACACAGCGUGUGCAUCGCUUGUGAUGGAAAAGACACGCACGUCUUGUGUGUAGGCUGCGCCGACGCAGACACAUACCAUAUGUUCUGCGAAAAGUGCAACGCGUUCGACUGCAACGAAAACUACAUGGAAGAGUGUGCCAAUUGUGAAGGGUGGAUUUGCAUGGAGUGCUCUUUCAUCUGCAAUCAAUGCGAUAAAACAUUUUGUUACGAUUGCAAUUUUGGUAUGUGCUGCAGCGGAUCGUACAAGUGGAAGAAUGGUAAAGCAUGUUACCGGACGUACUGCGAAGACUGCGCAUUCGGUGAGAUUUUUUUCUGCGAGGCGUGCCAAGGGGACUGGUGCGAAAAGUGCAACGACUCCUUCGUGUGCUUCGGAUCGGACGAGCAGAAAGGCUGUUCGGUAACGAGAUGUGUUGAUUGCCAAUCGCAUGGAUGGACCCGCGAGUUGGACGAGCUGGCGAAAGCGAGGCGUAGGGCGCCGGUGUGA